Trametes versicolor FP-101664 SS1 is the source of this 2101-nucleotide messenger RNA. Its product is annotated as alpha/beta-hydrolase. The record is from RefSeq and is a predicted model, not a curated record. The transcript is spliced from 6 exons. NCBI's taxonomy places the organism in Eukaryota, Fungi, Basidiomycota, Agaricomycetes, Polyporales, Polyporaceae. The coding region runs from base 58 to 1734 and encodes 558 amino acids.
UCCUAGACUUCGGACUCAUCCAACCCGGCAUCCUCUCGCCUCUCGUACAGCAUAGACAUGGUUGGCUUUCAGUCCCUGGUCGUUCCCCUGCUUCUCGCAUCUUGGGCGGUAGCGCAUCCCGUCCCCAUCGCCUUCCCGCCUUACCGCUGGAAGACCGAGCUCUGCAAGCUCUCCCCCCGGAUUUCGCAGGUGCUGUGUCCGCGCGACAGCGCUGCGAACGCCGCGACCGUCAGCACCCCCAUCGGCACUGCGCAGGGGACCGCGGACGACGCUGGGGCCACGCGCUUCGCCGUCAAAUACGCGUCUGUAACACGUUGGCAGCCCUCCGCACUGGCCACCAAGUGGGAGCUCCCCAACGGGUCAUCGGACGUCACCGCCCUUCCCGUCCCAUGUGCUCAGCUGAGCGGCAGCUCGAUCGUGGGCGUGGAGGAUUGCUUGUCCAUGAUUCUCUACGUCCCUUCGACGGUCACUGCGGGCAGCGACGCCCCCACCUUCAUGUGGAUCCACGGCGGCUCCUUCGUGACCGGCUCUGCAACUGAUGCCGGCCUCGACGGUUCCAAGCUCGCGGCGGCGACCAACUCGAUUGUUGCGGUUAUCCAGUACCGUCUUGGUGCACUUGGAUUCCUUGCACCCUCCGGCGCGCACAACCUUGCGGUAGCGGAUGUGAUGACCGCUCUCUCAUUCCUGCAAAAGGUUGUUCCUAGCUUCGGCGGUUCUGCCUCCAAGAUCACGGUCGCUGGCCAAAGCUCCGGCGCGAACAUGAUCAGGGCCCUUCUGGCUGUUCCUUCCGCCGACUCCCUGUUCCAGCAGGCGAUUUUGCAGUCCGACCCGAUGGACUUCGGCUUCCUGUCUACGAGCGUGCACCAGGAUCUUUUGGACGCUUACAUGGACAACGUGAACUGCACAGCUAGCAACACGGCUUGUGUUGGCGCGCUCUCCUUGAGCACUAUCUUGAACGGUCAGGCCACACUCCUCGAUCAGGCGGUCAACGGCGACCUCGACGAAGCCGCUGGAUCCUCGGAGCCUAUCCGUCCCGUCCGUGGCAACGUGCUCAUCACAUCGACCCUUGAUUCGACCGCGCCCUUCCCCAAGGUCUCGAAGCCCGUUAUCGUCUCUACCGUGCGCAACGAGGCGGGUCCGACGAUCUACGGCGGGUUCCCCGACACCGUCAACGACUCCUUCUACGAGCAACUCGUCUCGUUCACCUUCGGCACCCCGCGCACGGACCGCAUUCUGGACACUGCUGUCUACGCCGUGUCGCCUGCUGUUGAUGGUGUGGACACCGACCAGCGCCCCACGCUGGAGGCGCUCGGCACGGACCAAAUUUGGCGCUGCGCGUCCUGGCAGUUCGCCCGGAACUGGGUCGGCAACGGCGGAAAGGCGUACGUUGGAGAGUACAUGGUCGGUGCGACGUACCCCGGCAACGAUGAAGUUCCGUUUUGCAAGAGUGGCGGCGCAGUGUGCCACCAGGAUGACAUCGAGAUUGUCUUUGGCACUGUGCCCAGCCCGACCACCUCGCAGACGGCCCUGAUCAAGGAAAUGCAGGCGCGCUACAGCAACUUCCUCCACACCGGCGACCCGAACGCGAGCGGCUUCGCGAAGUGGAACGUCGCGGGCACAGACAACGUGAACGCGAUCAACCUCGGUGCCUCCGGCCUGGCCACCGUCGGCGCGUGCAACACCAGCUACUGGGGCACCUUCGUCCAGUUCGACUACCAGGUGUUCAACCUCUAACGCCGCCCCGCCUUCGGUCCACCUCCCCCAUGGCACCCACCCCUUCUUCCGGCCCCCACUAUUCCCAUUGUCCCCAUAUAGUUCUCUCUCCGGGUUUUGAGCGUUGACGAUCUUGGCAACGACGGUUACGCAUUACCACACCUUCUAAUCUUGGCUCCCCACCCCCACCUAAUUAAUUCGCGACUCUACUACUCGCGCCUUCCCGGCUUUGUAUUCACAGACGACCUCUUUCCUCAUUCAUGAACUUUCACCUUCACCGCUCUCCGCAUAUUUAUCUUGCUUUGUUUUUGGCUUACCGCCGCCCCCGUGUAUCCAUAAUGACCCCCCUCCUACGCCGCGACUCGCGUCGCCGUACGAUCUGUAGCCC